AUGCAGGCGGCCAUCGCGCUGUGCCAUUUCUGCGAGACGCACGGGCCACGGGUCGUCGUGACGUGCCAGACGCUGCGAGAUUUUCAACUCGCCCCGCUGCUCAAUUCAGGGCUGGCGACGCCGUGUGAGCCGAGCACCAGCGCCAGCGAUGGUCCCUUUGUCCAAACGGAAGACGUCAGCCGUGUUUAUGGGGUCUGGCCGACGGUGCUGGACGACCCAGAGGAUCGAUGUGAUGCCUGUACGUCGUUGGGGCAAACGAGCUAUCUUCUCUCGAAUGAUCACUCCGCUCGGACCAGUUAUAUCAGUUCCCAGGUAGCCGUCAGCGAGGUUGUUUUCGAUCGAAUCCGCACGGCUUGCCAUCGGUCGCUGAGUUGUGAGGUGGCCGUCGCGCAAGGGGCUCCCAGGCAGCGCUCCAGCUUGCGAGGAACACACGGGCCGCUGCGCAGCGAGACUUCGAUCGAGCACGAGGUCGAGGAGGACGACGGGAAUAUUGUUUUUGGCGAUCCCGAGCACGGCUAUACGCUCGCCCUCACUUUUCGAAUACCCGACGCGAAAGCCCGCGGAUUGAAUCGUCUCUACUCACUGCUGGUUGUCUCGACCGAUCACACGCUUCUCCUCAACAAUCACCACUUUCUGCUGUCGGCGCUGCGGACGAUCGCCGAGAAGAUGAAGUCGUUGGCGAAGGAGACGUACAUCCAAGAAAACGACACGAUGCGGAGGGCGGAAGAGAUGCUUCGGCCCGACAACGCGACCCGGGUGGCCCGAAUUCCGCACAAUAUGCUGUCGCGAAAGAUAACCCUGGACACGAAACGGACGCUGCAGGUCGUCACCGGGGACGACAAGAUUUGGAUACGGCUGCAUCGACACAUGAUGUGGACGUUGCGCUCGCAGGCCAUCCGGAUGGGCGACGUCAUCUUGGAGGGGGUGCCCACGCAGGAUAUGCUUAUAAUGAUGGAAAUGGACGACACGGAGAUCGAAGAGCUCGACCUCGACGCCCCCAAUUCCCACGAUCUCACCCUGCUGCAGCUGCAGAAUCUGAAGACGAUAGCCCUGCUGCUGUCCCGUGAUGGGUCGACGGCCGAUUUGGAUAUGUUGUUGAAGCACAUCGUCACUGGCGGACAGGUAAUCGCCGAAUCGACGAGCCGUCCGCUGUGCCGUCAAUUCUUGCUGUCCCUGACGAAUCUGUUGCCGCUGGGCUGCGCGAAGAUGUGCGGAUGGAGUGACACGCAUCGCCAGCGAUUUCACUACAACCUGCUCGGCGUCCCGCUCGGCACUGAUGUCCCUCUUGAAGCAGAUGGAGUGAUGGUGAUUCGAUUGAUCGCCCCUGAUGAAGAUGACCAUCAACACCAUGAUGGACAGCAGCUCCUCAUGCUCGAUGGUGUUCAGCUAGAGAUUCGUCGUCGCCCACUCUACACGCAACAAAUACCCACCAUCGUCGCACGAUUCAAGCAGUUGCUAUUGGACCCGGAAGUGGCGUACACGGUGUUGGAGACGACGAUCCGUUCGACGCGCGAGCAAUGGGUGGCCAAGGCGAAGCUGUGCUACCAACUGCAGCGCCAGCACGCGAAGAUCCACAUCGACCAGGCCGUCACCAUCGUCAAGGCCAAAUCUCACGACAAGCUGGUGCUGGUGUUCUGGCAGGCGGGUCUCUCUCGUGCCUUCAAAGACUACGUCCGCGAUACGAUACGCGAACAGGAACAGAUGAAGCUCAAGGGACAGCAGCAGCACGAGCAGCAGCACGUCUUC
Mesorhabditis spiculigera is the source of this 1746-nucleotide messenger RNA. NCBI's taxonomy places the organism in Eukaryota, Metazoa, Nematoda, Chromadorea, Rhabditida, Rhabditidae. The record is from the annotation of a GenBank genome assembly.